UUACUAGUCGUCAAGGAGAAUCAACAAGUAAUCUCAAUUCGAACUCGUCAAAAUUAGAUGUGUAACUUUUGAUUGAAUUUUUAACCGUUCUGAUGUACAAAAUUGAAAUUAAUGGCGUGUAGAAAAGCCCCCUCUCGGGCGCAGUACUGCUGUCGCACCCGUAGAAGACGACGCCCCCGACGACGAGGGUGUCGCAAAAGUUGCCGGCCCGGAAAACUCACUCGGAACCCCUUUUUCAACUACUUGCGAUGGUUCCGAAAGAAACAUUGCGGCUGGAGUGCCGUCAAAGUAGCCGUCGAGGGGGCCAAAUGCUGGUGCAGGAUGUCGGACCAGCAAAGGAGGAAGUUUUAUCAAGAAGCGUGCCGCGCCCCCAAGUCUAAGAGAAGGAGCUGCUCGACGAGGAGGAAAGGAAGGAGUUGCUCGAGGCGGAGGAGAAAGAGGAGUUGCUCGAGGAGGAGGAAACGAAGGAGUUGCUCGAGGAGGAGGAGAAAAAGGAGUUGCUCGAGGAGGAGACGCAGGAGGAGCUGUCCGAGGAGAAGGAGGAAGUCCAGGUGCGGGCACAAGAGGCGGAGGAGGUCCUCCAGCUGUCACAAGAGGAGGUCCACGUGCUAAAGACGUCCAGUUAUGCCAAAAUUAAUAAAUGUGUCCCCCCUUUUAA
This is a messenger RNA of Tribolium madens (black flour beetle), 658 nucleotides long. RefSeq names its product protamine-like. The record is from RefSeq and is a predicted model, not a curated record. The transcript has a single exon. NCBI's taxonomy places the organism in Eukaryota, Metazoa, Arthropoda, Insecta, Coleoptera, Tenebrionidae. Gene Ontology annotation, biological process: sperm DNA condensation; spermatogenesis. Bases 112 to 612 code for a protein of 166 amino acids.